Molecule: messenger RNA, 3639 nt
Organism: Closterium sp. Yama58-4
Lineage: Eukaryota; Viridiplantae; Streptophyta; Zygnematophyceae; Desmidiales; Closteriaceae
Source: the annotation of a GenBank genome assembly
AUGCAGCCACCAGCGUUGAACUUCACUCCGCAAUCAGACCGUAUAUUGAACCCCCUAGCAUGUGACACGCCGUCCCAACCACACGCUCCGCAUCAGCAGCUGCUCUCCCCUACUGCGCACCACCCCCUAUUGCCUCCCCCCGCCGCAAUACCCCGCCCUCCCCCACGUGGGGCCGUUCAAUGGGUGGCAUUUCUGCUGCAGCAGUUCCAGCAGGGGAUGGAGCGGGGCAGAGAGCAGAGCCAGGAGCAGGGGAGGGGGGAGAAGCACGUGUGGUGCCAGGCCUGUGGAAGGCAGCACUGCGGCAGUGCUGGUGGGGCGGGCAGUAGGGGCAAGUGCGCUGAGAGUGACAGUGAUGGCGGGGGAGUGGCAGGAGCAGGGGAAGGCAGAGUCGGAGGAGGGGGAGGUGGGGGAGGUGUUGUGGCAGCAGGUCCGGAGUUGAAGCUUGGAAGCCUGUCAUGUCUCACUGUGGCUGACCUUGAAUUGGGCCUUGCUCAUUUCAAUGCCUGCAAUACCACCAAUAACAACGGCAGCAACAGUCGCUUCCGUCGCUUCCACUCCUUCUGGCCCGUAGCCUCCUCGCCGGCCCCUCCUCCCAUGACCGAGGAAGAGGACGACGAAGCCCACCGUCGCGUGGUCGGCUGGCAGCUAUCAGUCAAGCGACGCCGCCCGCUACUGGGCGGCAGCAGCAGCGCAAGCUGCAACUCUGGUGCUACUGGCAGCAGCACUGGUGGUGGAACUUGUAGCAGCAACGGUAAUUCUGGGGGGUCAUUGGGCAGUGGCGCUGGUGAUGUGGGCUUGACAGCACUGCAGAAGGCGCAUGCAGAUUCUGAUGGUGGAGGUGGCCAAAGGCUUGGUGCACACCGAGAUGCCACGUACCAUGGAGAUGAUAUGUGUUGCAAAGAUGACACCAGGUGUUUUAAAGACCACACGUGCUUCACAGGAGACGAGAGCGGAUGCGAUCCAGAUGACACGUGGUCCGGCAGGUGGAGGGGCCAUGGGAGGCCCUGUGCUGACGUGACGGUGGGUGAGUCAGCAGCGGAUCAGCUGUGGGCAGCAGUGGAGGAGCUUCUGGAGUGCCCCGUGUGCUGCAUGGAGCUGUCUGCUCCCAUUUACCAGUGUCACAGGGGCCAUGUGAUAUGCUCCGCCUGCAUGAGCCACCUGGCGCACCAUUCCUGUUCGCCUUCCAAGCCUGUAGAUGGUGCUGUUGCAUCAGAUUGCCAUGUGGGGACCAAAGCUGCGGCAGACUGGCCGUCUGGGACAGCAGCAGGGUGGGUGACUGGGACCACAGCAAGCUGGGUCACAGGCACAGAAGCAGUGGCACCACUGGCUGCUGCGUCACGAGCAGGGGCUGUCUCACUGUUACAUGCAACAAGCUCUCCUCUGUUUGAGCCAGGUCGUGAUAGCAGCCAAGGCAUUCCUCCCCAAAGCAACUCUGUGAGGUCAAGGGGUCAGAAUUCUGGUGUAGCAACUGCCGUUGUUGGCAUUUUCUUCGCGAUUUUCCAAUGGUUCAUGGUCUCUCGCAUCCGCGUUGGCGGUGCUCCGGACGGCCAGUACGGACUUUUGGAAGAUGGGACUGCAGACACUGUACUCCAGCAGGUUUCCGAAAUCCAAUCCGCCAUUUCCAUGGGUGCCGAGUCGUUCUUGACCACGGAGUACAAGUACCUGGCAGUUUUCAUGAGCGGCUUUUCCGUGAUCAUCUUUCUCUUCCUUGGAUCUGUUGACAACUUCAAUAAGGAGGGUAUUGCCAACGCUGGUUUCAGCACCUUGGCCUUCAUCCUCGGAGCUCUGACAUCGACGGGUUCUGGAUACCUCGGCAUGAAAAUUGCUACUUACGCUAACGCAAGGACCACCUUGGAAGCCAGGAAGGGAAUUCCUGCAGCAUUCGUGGCUGCUUUCCGCGCUGGAUCGGUCAUGGGCUUCCUCCUGUCGGCGAACGGACUGCUUGUGUUGUUCCUGACCGUUCUUGCGUACAGAAAGUAUUACGGCGAUGACUGGGCCGGGUUGUACGAGUCCAUCACAGGUUACGGCCUUGGUGGUUCAUCUGUGGCCCUGUUUGGUCGUGUUGGUGGUGGUAUUUACACCAAGGCUGCUGACGUUGGCGCGGAUCUUGUGGGCAAGGUUGAAAGGAACAUUCCCGAGGACGAUCCCAGGAAUCCUGCUGUAAUUGCUGACAACGUGGGAGACAAUGUGGGUGACAUUGCUGGCAUGGGUUCUGACCUGUUCGGUUCUUUUGCCGAGUCGACCUGCGCGGCCCUUGUGAUCUCGGCUCUUUCUCAGCCUGGGAAGGACCAUGAUUUCUCCGCCAUGUGCUUCCCUCUUCUGGUCAGCGGUGCCGGUAUUCUCGUGUGCCUGAUCACAACCAUCAUCGCUACGGAUAUCCAACAAGUGCGGGAGAAGGCGGAGAUUGAACCGGCAUUGAAGAAGCAGCUGGUGAUCUCCACUGUUCUGAUGACUCCCGUGAUCUUCCUCGUUGCGUUCUACGCUCUUCCGCCUACCUUCAAGAUCACUGUCGUUGGUCAGGGUGACAAAGUCGUUCAGAACUGGUUCGCAUUCGCGUGCGUCGCUUCCGGGCUUUGGGCUGGACUCCUCAUCGGUUUUGUCACCGAGUACUUCACGAGCAAUGCCUAUGUGCCUGUUCAAGACGUUGCUGACUCUUGCCGUACUGGUGCGGCCACUAACAUCAUCUUUGGCCUUGCACUUGGCUACAAGUCGGUUAUCAUUCCUGUGUUCGCUAUUGCUGCGGCAAUCUACGUGAGCUUCCAGUUUGCUGGCAUGUACGGCAUUGCCCUGGCUGCUCUUGGCAUGCUGAGCACUCUUGCAACUGGUCUGGCCAUUGAUGCCUAUGGGCCAAUCAGUGACAAUGCUGGUGGUAUUGCUGAGAUGGCGGGCAUGGGUGAGGAGAUCCGUGAGCGCACUGAUGCCCUCGAUGCUGCUGGAAACACCACUGCAGCUAUUGGCAAGGGCUUCGCCAUUGGUUCUGCUGCACUUGUGUCCCUUGCUCUGUUUGGAGCUUAUGUGAGCCGGGCCAAGGUUAACGUUGUCAAUGUGACUGAGCCGCAGGCCUUUGUUGGACUCCUUGUUGGUGCUAUGCUGCCCUACUGGUUCUCUGCCAUGACCAUGAAGAGUGUGGGGAAGGCUGCUCUUGCAAUGGUGGAGGAGGUUCGUCGCCAGUUCAACACCAUGCCUGGCCUGAUGGAGGGAACCACGAAGCCGGACUACAAGAAGUGUGUGGAGAUCUCGACUGCUGCUUCUCUGCGUGAGAUGAUUCCUCCUGGCGCGCUUGUGAUGCUGAGCCCUGUGAUUGCGGGAACCCUGUUUGGAACCACGACGCUGGCCGGCAUGCUUGCGGGUGCACUGGUGUCUGGCGUCCAGAUUGCCAUUUCUGCGUCCAACACUGGAGGUGCAUGGGACAAUGCCAAGAAGUACAUUGAGGCUGGCAACUCCGCUCAUGCCAAGAGCCUUGGACCCAAGGGCUCUGAUCCCCACAAGGCUGCAGUUAUUGGCGAUACUGUUGGUGAUCCCCUGAAGGACACAUCAGGCCCGUCCCUGAACAUUCUGAUCAAGCUGAUGGCUGUGGAGUCGCUGGUGUUUGCCCCCUUCUUUGCUGCUCAUGGUGGCAUCAUCUGGGGUGGCAGGUAG